UUAUUUAAACACACACAUAAAAAUGUCUCGUAAACAAACAUCUACCGUAAAAUAUCAACCACAACAAGCAACUCCUCGAGCGCAAGAUCAACGUAUAACUCUUAUACAAAAUGUUGGUAAACAUCCUCGCCUGUACAAAAAUGAAUUUUUGCGUACGCCAUUUUUACAUCGUCAUGAGAAACAACAAAUUUGGGAUACAAUUGCACAAGAGUCGGGAUUUGAGAAGACUGAAGACGCAAAAUGCAAAUGGCGUUCGUUAAUCAAUUAUCUGCGCCAGCAUCUGGAUAGUGUCUCCCAAAAGAAAAUACGACGUUAUAUACCCGUCACCGAUAAUCCCGAAGAUAAAUACGUACAAUUAACCGAUUGGUCCUUCUACAAAGAAUUGGAAUUUGUGGUGCCAUACGUUAAAUAUGCAGCUAGCAAACAUAACACUAAUGGCGGAAAUCGCAUGGAAAUAACGCCCAGUGAAAUAGAUUUGAUAAUAGAUGGCAUUGAGGCAGAAGUCGAUAGGAAAAAUGAACACAACGCAAAGCUUGACAAUGAUCUUCAACCAUCACAAAAAAAGGAACUACUUCAUGAAAAUGAAGAACAGCAACAGCAAGUUAAUAAGUGUAGUAAAUUAGUGUUAUUAGAUAAAGAUGAGGAUGAUACAAUCUUAAAAGAAUACUUUGAAAACAUGCUGAAAUCUACCCUAAAAUUACCCAGAUUUCAUCAAAAUCGUAUUAAGCAAAAGCUAUUAGAUUGUGUAAAUGAACAAAAAGUUUUGAAUAAAAUUAAUUAGAUCUCUA
Molecule: messenger RNA, 788 nt
Organism: Calliphora vicina (urban bluebottle blowfly)
Lineage: Eukaryota; Metazoa; Arthropoda; Insecta; Diptera; Calliphoridae
Exons: 2
Coding region: 23-781 (252 amino acids)
Source: RefSeq, a predicted model, not a curated record